This is a messenger RNA of Anneissia japonica, 3146 nucleotides long. RefSeq lists its product as uncharacterized. The coding region runs from base 67 to 2886 and encodes 939 amino acids. The record is from RefSeq and is a predicted model, not a curated record. Lineage: Eukaryota; Metazoa; Echinodermata; Crinoidea; Comatulida; Comatulidae. The transcript is spliced from 2 exons.
UCUACUUUUAUUUCAGUGAAGCAUCUUUGUUUGAAAGCAAUAUUUGAAGAACAGUUGUACGUCGAGAUGAAUGAAAAAGACUUAAGCUAUCUAAGGGGAUUCUACUCAUAUGAACGUAGUUCAAAUUUGCGUGUACUUGCAGACGAUAAAGGUAUUAAAACAGCCUAUGAACAAGCAAGAAUUAGAGGAAGAAUUCCUUUUAACAGAUCAAAAAUCCUAAUUUUAGGAGAUCACGGUGUUGGAAAAACGUCGACAAGUAGACGCUUGCAAGGAAAGUAUUUUCGGCCUGACGAGCCCAGUACAAUAGGAAUCGAAACAAAUGUUGUCAAAGCAAAAGUUAGUGAUGUUAACAGUAAGUGGUGUGAAGUAUCAAAUACACCACUAGAAGACUUUGAAAGUUCGGCAGCAUGGUGGGCAGUAUCACAUGUGAGGAAACACGGUGUGAAUGAAACCACAAGGCCCGGUAGCAAUUCAGAAAUCAAUCGACAGAUCUGGCCAAAAAAUUUAAAGGAAGACGCAUUUUAUCAGAUAACACACACUAUUCCCAUGCUAAUCAUGUUUCUAAACGGUGGGUUUACGUUUGGAUUUGGACUAGUUGUAUGGAUAUAUAUUCUUUGCUUAAUGUACCGAAUCGAUGUUCACAAUGGGUACCGCUUCGGUUGUGGAUGCACUAUCCCAAUGAUACUCGCGGACAGCGCAUUUGAGUUGGGUCUAUGGAUCAACAUUUCCACUGUGAAAACAGCUUUUUAUGUAAUAGCUGGCUUAAUUACUGGCGUGCUUAUGGGAACAGGUUGUAGGACUGGAUUAUGCAUAGCAUUCUGUAUUAUGGUGCAUCCGAAACAGAAAACAUUUACUAUCGAUAAUGUUACAGAAAUGAUAUUAGUCAUCUACAGCAAAGCAUAUUAUAAUUUUAUAAUUUUCAUCAUUGCGGUUAUUUCUGUUCUCACAUUUAGGUAUGUUCCCGUUAAGAUAUUGUCGAUGAGUCGACGGAACUGCAUACCUGUAUUGAUAAGCAUUUUUGUUUGCUUCACAGCCGCGGGCCUUAUCGGAGGGCCAGCGUUUUUACGCCUACUGUUUGUAUGUACAUGUCUUUUUGUAAUUCCAGCUGGAGUCCUUGUAGGAAGAAAGUUAGUUGCUUAUGGGUAUAUUCCUCAAAUGUAUAUUAUCAAGAAAUCUAUUGGUUUUGUAGCUGGAAUAUUUAUAGCAUAUUUUUGUGGAUGGGAGCUGGUAGAUUUAAGAACUCUAAGUUUACGCGAUGACCAAUAUACCAUUCCACGAUAUUUGUUCAGCUUAAUGCUGUUUUUGUCACCGAUCAUUGCCUUUGUUGUCUACGAAUGGUUUUCAUAUUUGAAAGUGAAGAAUACAACAUCUAUACCAGUAAAGCAUAUCCAAAAAUCAAUGGAAGCAGUUAUUCGUAAUGAAUCCUAUUUGGAUACUAGACUUAGUCUAUGGGACUUUGCAGGUCAAAACAUAUACUAUAAUACCCACCAUCUCUUCAUGCCAAAGCAGGGUGUAUAUCUAAUAGUGUUCAACGCCGUUAAAGCGGUUAUGAAUCCUGGGAUACAAAUUAAACGGUUACAGUUUUGGUUGCAAUCGGUUGCUAUGCAUGGAGACAUUAAAAAUGUUGUAGUGUUUCUUGUAGGAACAAGACGAGAAAGUGUUAUUGACGUAAAUGCACUUUUGCAUUUUACUCAGCUUGCAAAAGCACAUCUCUACAAACCGUUUUCUAGGUUACUUGCGUUCCAUCCUUUAGGCAGCUUUUUCUUUUUUAUUGAAAAUUCGUUACAAGUAGAUCCAGAACGCAACGUGCUACGAACGGUUAUCUAUAAUGAGAUUAAAAAAUUGAAUUUUUUUCAGGAGAAUCAUUCAGUAAAAUACCUUUUAUUUCAUGAAAUUUUGAACAGGUUUCGCCUACAAAAAUACAUUAUCAUGAGUUUAGUACAGAUCUUAGAGGAAGUAAAAUCAACAUGUAAUAUCAUUUCUCAGAAUGAGUUGUGCCAAUUCUUGAACUUCUUUGACAGAUCCGGUGAUGUCAUAUACAAUGAACGUGAUGAGACACUGCGACAUUAUGUUAUCUGUGACCCUCAAAUGCUUAUAGACAUUCUGACAAUCUUAGUGAAUGUGCCUGAACCUCACCAAAGAAAUCGGAUAGUAGCUGAUUUAUGGCAGAGUUUGGAAGACACUGGCAUUGUUGACAGUAAAUUACUGGAACACAUUUGUAGAAAUAAAAACAUAUGGCGACAUUACCCUUACAUCAUUCGUUUCUUAGUGGGAACACAUUUACUUUUCCCGCUUAAUGUUAUUGAUCCAAUCGACCAAGUCGGGACUUUUUUUCUCUCGUGUCGACUGCCAAAGAUCAAUUUAAUGUCAACACAGAACAGCAAUGUUCACUCGCAAGACAUUUUCUAUUUCGACUUUGGUGAAAUUCUUCAAGAGUUUAUAUUUCUACGUCUCAUUACUAAAUGUUGUGAAGUGUUUAGUUGGGAUGAGAUCUAUUACAAUGCAGCAAGAUUUAGGACAGGUAAAUCAUGUCUUGUCUUCAUCAGUACAGAAGUAAUUUCUGGAAACAUUAAUUCAUACGACAGAAAUCUUAUCAAAGUUGAAGUUAUAAGCGAAGACAACACUCAAACUAUGUUCGUUCUACAGAAAAGUAUUAUUUUUAUUGAAGAAAUAAUCAAGCGGGAUUUCAACCUGGACUACUUUAGGAAAAAUUACAUCUGUGGACCUGUGUGUCAGAAGUGUAGUUCUUUAGAUGAAACAAUGUGUUUGGUGAACCUUAUUUCUCAUGGAAAUGAUAUAUCUACACUGGAUGGCUAUAAAUUAGACAUUUAUCAUAAGGUCACACUUGAGCUAAAGUUGAAUGUCACAUGCAGUCGAAUACUGUAAUAGGCAAUGGGAUAUGAGAAGCUGCCCAACUACACACCGACGACAACACAAUUGGUAACGCCCCACGAACUCUAAUAUGACCUCUAUUGACAGCAACUAAAACAAAGGUUAUACAUGGCCCGUAUUUUAUUUGAAUACGCAUGAAGACGUGAAUCUACGUACCUCCUUGUGUCUUCUGUAUUGUAUAUAUAAACAUUGAUAUUUAUGAGAGACGAUGACAAAAACGAUAUCAUCAUGACUUCGACGAAAACGCCUGGAUA